Aspergillus aculeatinus CBS 121060 is the source of this 1343-nucleotide messenger RNA. RefSeq names its product SMP-30/gluconolactonase/LRE family protein. The record is from RefSeq and is a predicted model, not a curated record. The coding region runs from base 294 to 1298 and encodes 334 amino acids. Lineage: Eukaryota; Fungi; Ascomycota; Eurotiomycetes; Eurotiales; Aspergillaceae. The transcript has a single exon.
GUACGGUUUUCGAAUUGCCUUCAUGGUGAGAGCAUCAUGGCCUUAAUCAACACAUGUCGAAUCGGAAAUCAUCCGUCGAGACUGUUGACCCAUGCGGAUGUGCUCCGUCCACCCUCGGGUAUAGGGCAGAUGCGUAUCACGAGACACGGAUACGACCCGUUGCAAUGCGGGCGUACCCCAAGAAACAGGAUAGAGCGAGAAGAGCAGAGAACAACAGUACACAGAAUCAACUCUCCACAGGAGAGGACAUCAUUUGACUAGCGUUGCUACCAAACAUCAACACAACCAGGGCCAUGUCUCUCCAAUCCCAACCUACCAUACCAACCACCAUUCAGGCCACCGAAUGGACGAGCCUGCCCUCACAAUACCGCCGCCCCGGCGGGCAAUCCGAGCAUAGUCUGCACCAAAAGCGCGGCCACCCGCUCGACUCCUUCCUCGAAGGGCCCCUCUACAUCCCCUCGCUGGGUCGCUUGUUCGUCGUCGACAUCCCCUACGGCCGGAUCUUCUCGAUCAACGUCGAAACCCGGGAAUGGAGGCUCGUCCUCGCCUACGACGGCGAGCCCAACGGCCUGGCCUACCACCAUCCAACGAACCGCAUCCUCAUCGCCGACUUCAAGCAAGGCAUCCUCGCCUUCGACCCGACCGCACAUCCCGACCCCAAUGACCCUCCAACGCCACUGGUCACGCGCUGUCACGGCGAAAGGCUCAAGGGCCCCAACGAUCUGGUGGUCACCUCCACCGGCACGGUCUAUUUUACCGACCAAGGCAUGACGGGCUUGCAUGAUCCGACGGGUCGGGUGUUUCGGUUCGAUCUUCCCCCAGACAAUCGCAUUCACAGCGCAAACCAGCAGCAUGUCAAGCUAGAGUGUGUGCUGGGCAACGGCCCCUCCCCCAACGGACUGGUGAUGAGCCGCGAUGAAUCCGCCGUCUUCGUCGCCAUGACCCGCGACAACGGGGUUUGGUACGUCCCGUUCCAUCCGGAUGGGAGCGUGCAGCGCGUGGGCCGGUUCGCCAGCUACUAUGGGAUUGGCGGGCCGGAUGGCAUGGCAAUGGAUGUGGUGGGGAAUAUCUUUGUCGUACAUUCCACAUUAGGGGUGGUGUUUGUGCAUCGGCCGGAUGGGGAGGUGGGCUGGCGGAUUCGGUGGGAUGCGGGCGCAGGGAAGAAGAUGACGAAUUUGACAUUCGGGGGACCCGAGGGAAAGACGUUGUUCCUGGUUGAGAGUGAGACGGGCACUGUUUUGGUGGUGGAGUGGUUUUGGCAAGGGAUUCUGACUGGGAAUGACGAGGGGGAGAAGUAGGACUUUUGAUAGUGAUAGUGUAUAUAUGCAUACGAGGAAAGUUGG